This is a messenger RNA of Aspergillus glaucus CBS 516.65, 1281 nucleotides long. RefSeq names its product alpha/beta fold hydrolase. The record is from RefSeq and is a predicted model, not a curated record. The coding region runs from base 34 to 1209 and encodes 391 amino acids. Gene Ontology annotation, molecular function: hydrolase activity. The transcript has a single exon. Lineage: Eukaryota; Fungi; Ascomycota; Eurotiomycetes; Eurotiales; Aspergillaceae.
GCAUCAUUCACGUAUACGCUGUAAUACACCACCAUGGAUCCCAUAAUAACCUCCCGAAAGGUUGCCCUUUCCACUAAGAACAAUCCGCUCUCUGUCAACAUUCUGGAAGCCAACUACUCUCCCGCUCGAGAUCGACCGCUCAUCGUCCUCCUUCACGGCUUCCCGGAACUCGGCUACUCCUGGCGCAAAGUCAUCCCCCCUCUCGCCCAUGCCGGAUAUUAUGUAGUCGCCCCUGACUGUCGCGGCUUCGGCCGUACCACAGGCCACGAUGACCGCUCCUAUGAGAAGGUGGAUCUAUCAACCUUUUCCGUUACUACUCUUGUCCGGGACGUUGUCCUCCUAGUGCACGCGCUGGGCUACCGAUCCGUCCGCUGCGUGGUUGGCCACGAUGCUGGAGCCGUCACAGCAGCUAUGUGUGCUCUCAUUAGGCCGGACUUUUUCCAGAGCGUCGUCAUCCUCAGCCAUCCGUUUAACGGGGCUCCGGAGGCACCAUUUAACACCGCGAAUGACUCAGGAAAAGAACAAGCCGGAGUCAAAGGAGGCGCUGAAUCUUCCGCAGGCGAUGUACACAGUGCUCUUGCCUCCCACAACCGCAAACACUAUAAAUGGUAUUAUUCCACUGCUCCCGCGAACGAUGAGAUGAGUCAUCCCCCGCAGGGCCUACACGAGUUCCUGCGUGGUUAUUUCUAUCUCAAAAGCGGAUCGUGGAAGGGGAACAAGCCAUUUCCAUUGCGCGAAUGGUCAGCUACUGAACUUGCCCAACUGCCGGGCUAUUACAUCAUGCCGUUGGACAAGACGAUGCCGGAGACCGUGGCGGAUACUAUGUCACGGGAGCCCAAGGAGGAUGUCCAGCAUUCACACGAUUGGCUGUCUGAUGAGGAAUUGGCAGUUUAUGUGGCUGAGUAUGAGCGGACUGGGUUUCAGGGAGGUCUCAAUUGGUAUCGCGUGCGGACGGCCAAGGACGGGAAGUACACGGGAGACUACGAAGUGUUUGCAGGGAAGAAGAUUGAGAUUCCGUGUUCCUUUGUGUCUGGGAAGUUGGAUUGGGGCAUUUAUCAAGAGCCAGGGGCCUUGGAGAGGAUGAGGGAUGGGACUGUAUGUAAAGACUUCCGUGCGAUGAGAUUGAUUGAUGGUGUUGGCCACUGGGCGCCACAGGAGAGUCCUGGGGUGGUGGUAAAUGUUAUUUUAGAGUUGGUGAGGGGUUUGUAAGUAUAACAAGGAUAGUUUUUCGUCCAUGUAUAUAUUGUCAAGCUGUUGAAUAGAUAUUCUUCCUCAAAGCCA